This is a messenger RNA of Anopheles gambiae (African malaria mosquito), 1840 nucleotides long. RefSeq lists its product as uncharacterized. Lineage: Eukaryota; Metazoa; Arthropoda; Insecta; Diptera; Culicidae. The record is from RefSeq and is a predicted model, not a curated record. The transcript is spliced from 2 exons. Bases 842 to 1840 code for a protein of 332 amino acids.
GUUAAGUUGCGUCGUCUAUUGUGGUGCGAUGCGCUGUAUGUUCCGGGUGUGCGAUUGAGCUUCAUGUUUGUUUCUUUUUUGUUCACAGACACCUUUUCAUCAACAACUGGCAUGACUAUCGGCGCACGGUCGGUGGCUCUAGCGAAGGGGAGGGUGCGUUCCAAUCGGCUGGCAGGACACAGAUCGGAUCGGUUAGGACAGCGAUCGGCAUAGUACGGCUCGCGACCUGCAUGUGGCUAUUUGUUGACUAGAUGCCUCUUCAAGUGCAAAUCUAUGAACAUGUUUAGAAGACUUGGCUCUUUCGGUCGCAACGUUUGCCGAGUCGCUGGGGAUAUUGGAUUGUAAGGAAUGAAUAUACUGUCCGCAGGAACCAGAUGAUGACAUCACCAAGGAGCUACUGCGCUAAAGCUUAUCAGGAGGAGGCGAGAAUGGUUUGACUUUGGCACAGCUCCCACGUAUCAUCCAUACCACACCAAAUCACUAUGGCGCAGCCGUGAAUAUGUACAACGUUAUCCUGCUCGGGUUGGAUGGUGACGGUCUCCCGCUCGGUAUAUCUUGACGGCAGUAUAACGCAAGGCAAGUAUACAUAUAGUUUCAGUACGUUUAAUAAGUACAUUCCUUCGCUUCCACUCACACUGAUAGCACGUACUACAUCUCGCUCCGCGUUUUUUGCGUUUUGUGCACUUAUUUUCGCAAAUCCCGAUCUGGUUCUAUCAUUGCACUGUGUUCUGAUUAUCAGUUGUGCAAGCCUCAAUAAACUGUUCAUAUACUCAAGUGCUCGAAGCCUGUAUAAGUGAUAUAAAGUGUAUACUCCUAGGCGCGGUGAGCCUAUUGAACCGUCAUGGCUGAUCACUGUUUGACCUGCGCCCGUGCUUCGUCAUCCGAGGAACUUACUUACACUUGCGACGGCUUCUGCAAGCGAUGGGCUCAUCGUUCGUGUCUUGGUGUGAGUAGUGCCGCAGUCAAGGAUCUCAUCAAAGAAGAUUCUCAAAUUCUGUGGCUUUGCCACAAUUGUUCGGAGAAUCGCCGCAACGGACACUCAGUGAUGAUUGCUGAGCUAACGGCGGCACUCACCGAUCUCAAAUCUCAGCUGUCAGCUGAGUUCCAAACACGUAUGGAUGCUGCCGCGGAAUCGCUAAAACGCACGAUGCUAUCCUCACUCGAUCAACACACAGAUACUCGUCCUGCUUCACACACUUCUACAUUCACCAUUCAACGCAAGACAUCGACAUCCAAAGCACCAGUUCUUUCGUCAACACCAGUCACCGAACUUAGCAACCCGGCAAAACGUCGUUUAAUGGACCGUUCUCCGCCGUCCGUUGUCGCCACCUCCCCGCUUCUAAAUGGCACCGCACCCAUCGCCACUUCAGCUCAUGCCACAUUGCUCCUACCACCAGAAACGCCUAAAUUCUGGUUGUACCUGUCUCGCUGCCGCCCGACAGCCACAAUCUUAGAAGUGGAGACUUUCGUCAAGGAGCAAAUCGGCAUCGAGGAUGUCACCGUUUUUAAGCUGGUGCCACUUAACCGCGAUGUCCGCACUCUGACUUUCUCUUCGUUUAAAGUCGGUUUGACGCCGGAUUAUACGGAGAAAGCAUUAUUAUGCUCAUCGUGGCCGAUCGGAACUGUCUUCAAAGAGUUCACGGAUCGUAGGAAUGCUCCUAUUUCUACAUUGUCGGCAAAUCUCCUAACCACUACCACUACAGCACCAACAAAUACACACGCACCUGUCACCACAAACACUGAUGUAUCUAUUCAUAUGGAAACAAACCACAACAUUACUGCCUCCACCAACAACACUGCAGUCUCGACGUCACCUCCUCGAUCAUCACAGCAGCAAUAG